AUGCGCUUGUUGGGGUUCGUUCCUAGGGGCCUCAUUUCCCCUGAGCUGAACGUCGCAGCUCCAGUCUUCGUCACUGCAGCGAGUCACAUCCUCGCGGAGGCAGCGAGGCGGAGGCAACUGAGGCUCAGGCAGCAGCAAGCAGAGGCCGCUGAUGGAGGAGGAGGGAGCCACCGAGGAGGGGGCAGCACUGCGAAAGCGACUGAGACACGCGAUGCCAGAGCGUAUUAUCGGGAAGCUGACCGCGUUACCUCCAGCUUGAUCAUCGCCAUGGACAGUCAGGACGUGGCGGCGGUCGUUGCGCUUGUGCCUCGUAAGGGGGCCCCCUUCAUGCUGGGGGCUUUGCUUCCGCAGCGCUCACGAAAUGACGGAGAGGGAAACGCAGGUGCUCAAACUAAGCAUGCACCUCGCGGAGAUCCUGAAGUGUAA
Cyclospora cayetanensis is the source of this 426-nucleotide messenger RNA. RefSeq lists its product as uncharacterized. The record is from RefSeq and is a predicted model, not a curated record. The transcript is spliced from 3 exons. NCBI's taxonomy places the organism in Eukaryota, Apicomplexa, Conoidasida, Eucoccidiorida, Eimeriidae. The coding region runs from base 1 to 426 and encodes 141 amino acids.